AGCGGAAACCAGUCCCUCACUCCUCACUCUCUGCUCUCCUCCUCACUCUGGCCAGAGAACACAGACCAACAGGAGAUCUCCUCCUCUUCUCUUCAUCGCGACAACCGUAAACAGCAUAGCAAGAAGCAUGAGUCUGCAUGGUGGGAUGCAAAGAAUGGCGUUUAGUAGUGCCAGCAUGGGGGGAGGAGUGGGACACUCCAGCAUUCAAAUCUCCCAAGGCAGAAGAUUAUACUCUGGAAUUGGUGGAGAUGCUGCAGGUGGAGGUGCAAGUUAUGGUGCAAGAUUUGGAGGAGCUGGAGGAGGUGCAGGAUUUGGUGCAGGAUUUGGUACAGGUGGAGGUGCAGGUGGAGGAUUUGGAGGAGGUGCAGGGGUCGAUGACAGCCUGAUCACCAAUGAGAAGUUCACCAUGCAGAACCUCAAUGACCGUCUGGCUAACUACCUGGUCAAGGUGGCGGCACUGGAGAAGGCCAACGCCGAGCUGGAGCUGAAGAUUCGCCAGUUUGUGGAGAACAAAGUUGGUCCGACCGCCAAAGACUACAGCGCCUACCUAGCCACCAUAGCAGAUCUGCAAGGCAAGAUCCAGGACGCCAUCAUCGCCCGAGGGACCGUGAUGCUGAGCAUUGACAACGCCAGGCUGGCUCAGGAUGACUUCAGACUCAAGUUUGAAAACGAGCUGGCCAUGCGCCAGUCCGUGGAGGCCGACAUCGCGGGACUGAAGAUGCUAAUGGGAGAACUGGGCGUGGCCAAAACUGACCUCACCAUGCAGAUUGAUAGCCUGACGGACGAGUUGGCAGCCAUGAAGAAGAACCAUGAGGAGGACCUAUUGGCCAUGAGGAACCAGAUGAGCGGACAGGUGAACGUGGAGGUGGAUGCCGGACCUACAGUGGAUCUCAGCAAGAUAAUGGAGGAUCUCAGAGAGGAAUACGAGAACAUCGCUGCUAAGAACAAAAAACAGCUGGAAGCCUGGUUUGAGGAGAAGACGGCGUCUCUCAGUCAGGAAGUGGCGGCCACAGAGGUGACCCUACAGACAUCAACUACAGAAAUCAAAGACAUCAAAUCCCAGCUUCAAGCUCUGGAGAUCGAGCUCCAGUCACAGCUCAGCAUGAAAGCAUCACUGGAAGCGUCCCUCGGCGACCUUCAGAACCGAUAUGCCAUCCAACUGAAGAACUACCAAUCACAGGUGACCGCAAUGGAGGAGCAGCUGAUCCAGCUGAGGGCUGAUCUUGAGAGGCAGGCACAAGAGUACCAGAUGCUGCUGGAUAUCAAGACCCGUCUGGAGCUGGAGAUCGCUGAGUACAAGAGGCUGUUGGACGGAGAGGGCAGUGGCUCCGCCUCCUCCUCAUCCACCACCACAGUCGUUACCAAGGUGGUCCAGUAGACUAGCUGACCAAUCACACGACUGUGUGAGCUGUGGCAGGUCAGGUCUGAGCCAAUCAGCUUCGUGCAUGUUGAAACAGCUCCAGAGUUAAAAAAAAAAAAAAAAACCUGAUCCAGACAUGUUCUGCAAGACCAUCACAACUUUUGUCUGAUUUUCUAACAAAUAAAGCUUCAUGAAUGUGCCA
Molecule: messenger RNA, 1562 nt
Organism: Thalassophryne amazonica
Lineage: Eukaryota; Metazoa; Chordata; Actinopteri; Batrachoidiformes; Batrachoididae
Product: keratin, type I cytoskeletal 13-like
Exons: 8
Coding region: 128-1378 (416 amino acids)
Molecular function (GO): structural molecule activity
Source: RefSeq, a predicted model, not a curated record